AUGCCCACCACACAGCCCAGACACCGCUGGCUUGCAGCCCGCCAGCACCGAGCCCCGCCGACGGGGUCUGGACCAAAGGCGGCCCCCACCCCAGCCGGGGAGACAGGAGAACCCAACGCGUCCCACCCGCUGCCAACACUCUCGGGAGGGCUGGGCAGGGAUCCCAGGGUGGCCCCUACUCGGCUGGGCCUUAGGGUGGCGUGGAAGGGCCCGGUCCUGCUGACCCUGGGGCCCGGCUGGGACGCGCCUGGCCUCCCGGCCAGUCCUCCACCGCCACCUGGUGGCCCGUCAGCCCACGCCCACAGCCACCCGCCAGCCUGCACCUCCCCGACUCGCCUGCCAGCCAGGCCCCGCCCAGAAAGCCCACCCAGGACACUGCGCGACCGCUCGGGCCAGGGCCACAUCGAGGGUGCAGAGCUCGAGACCGGGACCCAGCUCAUCACCCCGUGGGCCCUACGCAUCACCCCGUCUCGGGCCUCAGGUUUCCCGUCUGGGGCCCUGGGCGGGUCAGGCUCUCUGGGUUGGUCCAGCGUGGCCACUCACCUGAGUGUGACCGGAGUGUUUGCGUGUCCCCGGGGCCCCAGGUCCCCACCGCUGAAGCUGCAAGAGCGGGGCGGGGCGGUCCCCGGGCUGCAGGCUCUGCGGGUGCCCUCGCCAGCUUCCCCAGUGGGUGGGAGGCCAGCCCCGAGGGCAGGGACAGGCACAAAGGCCCAGCAGGCCGCCCCUCAGGGUCGGCCACAGCUGGCAGACGCGUCAUGCACGCCUCCCCCGGGGGACAGCAAAGGAGCUCUUCGCUCCCCAUCCCGCAGCACAGACGUCGCAACCCUCCCGCUCCGGGCCCCGGCCCAGGGCCACCACCCCCAGGGCAUCCGCGUGACCGUGACGGGGGGCUUGGCCCAGGCCUCACAGCAGGUGGGGGAGGGGUGUGAAAGCAGGUGUGCACAGGUGGGCACCGGCCAGGAGGCCUGCGGCUCCGGGGACUCCCCGCGGAGAGGACGCCCACCUGGCUCGCUCUGGGUCACCUGUGAAGCCCCGACCUCGGCAGAAGGAGAUCCGUCCAAAUGGCCAUCUCUGGGACCCCGCCCGUCGCCUUGGAUCCGAGAGAGGCUGGCCCGCUGUUCAGGACGGGCCGCAGAUGGUGAUGCCCGGGGCUUUGAUACGGGGCCGGCGCCGCCGGCGCGGAAAUGGAGCCAUGACUCAGCCGGCCGCGUGCAGAUCGCGCCCAGAUACGCCCGAGAAGCGCCACCCCGGGCCCCUAACCUGCGCUUGGGUCCUGUGAGGGGAGGCCCUGCCUCGCUGCGUCCCGGGGACUUUACCCGCCCCCCACGUGACUUCCUCGCCUGCAGGAGGAGGGUCGGCUGGGGCUCACCAAGCUUCACUCACCAGGUGGAGACGGGACCCAACGAGCCCCCACCCAGGGCCGCGGCUGAUGUCCUGGAAAUGCAGAGCCCAGACCUCCGGGAUCAGAAUCCUUCUUCCCCGAGCUUCCCAGCCAAAUCACCAGGGCUGCGUGUGGCCACAGGACACUCCUCUGCCUUCAGUCUGGGUUUUCCCGCUUCUGGAGUGGGGUACACGCUUCCUCGGGAGCUGGGAGCUGGGCCACCGCCGGGGGAGGCACCAAGGCAGGCCUCCAUAGUGGCCGUGAGCACAGCCUCCGUGGUCCACUCGGGAGCUGCUCCUGCCCACGGCGCCUCCCACCACAGGCUGCCCUCUAUCCCAGGGCUUGUCCGACCUCCCACGCCCCCAGCGGCGGCCGCCCCCACGUGUGGCCUCUGUCGACUUCAGAAACAGCACCAACCCCCAACGGUGCCUCCCAGGACCCCCGACCUGGCCACAGCCCCGGCCCACCCUCCCGCCGCCCCCCGGACCCCCUCUGGCGGGGAGGUGCCCUAUUGCCUCCCAGCGCCCCCCUCAGCUACCAGGACCCCGCCUCCACUCGCCAUGUGUCCAGGGCCUGGCGCAGGGUCGGCACGGGCACCAGAGCUGAGUGGACAAGCAGACAGGCCGACGCACAGGGGAGGCCGCGUGACGCCGCCGACGGCUCCCGCACGCCCUCCAGUUCUCGGCCCCCCAACACCUCCAGCAGGAAGGUGCCUGCAGGCCUGGGGGUCGCCCCACCCCACCCCGCACCUGGUGCGGCUGGAGCACGGCGGCACCUGA
This is a messenger RNA of Hippopotamus amphibius kiboko, 2160 nucleotides long. Its product is annotated as nascent polypeptide-associated complex subunit alpha, muscle-specific form-like. The coding region runs from base 1 to 2160 and encodes 719 amino acids. The transcript has 10 exons. NCBI's taxonomy places the organism in Eukaryota, Metazoa, Chordata, Mammalia, Artiodactyla, Hippopotamidae. The record is from RefSeq and is a predicted model, not a curated record.